AUGCAAGAUUCCAAGUUGCCUCUCUUACUGAUCCAUGAAGUAGGUGGCACCCGGGGAGUCUUAGAAGCGCACGUGCCGUUUCUGAAGAAACACUUUCAACUUAUCACCAUGAAGGAAUUCCUCGAAAGCAAAGAAUACUAUUGUGCUCAAGUCCAAGCUAUUUACUCGUGGUGGCAUAAGCCAGUCAUCGACAGGGAGCUGUUGAAAAGUCUGCCUAACUUAAAAGUGAUUUCAAGUGCAGGAGUGGGUACCGAUCACCUGGAUUUGAAGCUGAUCUCUGGGUUUGGAGUGAGAAUCGCCAACACUCCUCAUGCUGUCCACAGCACUACAGCAGACAUUGGCAUGGCCCUGCUGCUGGCAGCUGCCCGAAGACUUGUAGAAGGUAACACUGACAAUACUGUACACAUUUCUUUACAGUUACCCUUGUCUCAUUUUCCCGAGCAGUGAGAGGUUCCAGGGCGGAGCACUUAUCCAGAUUUGAUUCCCUUUGGAAGGAGGUAAAUUGAGGCUGGUGUCAGGGAUGAGGAGUCAGAUUAUUAUUCAGGUGAUGGAGUGGAAGACUCCAAAACAGAGGACAUGUAUGGCCAGACCCAGAAGUGCUGCUACCCAGUGAGCUUAUGGAGUCAACAUAAGCCUGGCCUGAGGAAGUGGCCCUGUCAUCCUCUGACUUGGAAGACUCCACGGAAAGUGACGUGCAACCAGAGUCUCCCACGUUCUGUUGCAGGAAGAGAUUAAUGCUGAGAGCUAGGCCCCUUUAAGCAAAGCAGCACCUUCCAGUAUGGGUGAGGCUCACAAUGGGGAGGUAUCAACGCCGCUGAUAUACAGGAGAGAAGCUCGCUUUGUUCUUUGCUGAAACAACAUACAGUAGGAGCUUUCUGUUCAUAGAGCCUCUGCCUUCAACCUGAACCCUUUUCUACCUAAUAUUGCAUCAGGUUGCCCUGUAUCCUGCCUGAACCUCACCCUGCAGUUUGCAGACAUUUUUGUAAUGCUGAGUUGGUCUGCUAACAGGCCUAGUGCCUGAAGCCAGCUCCCGGUAGAGCAAUUACUUGCAUAUUUAUACCCUGUUUGUGAAUAUGAAAUUUUGUAUGCAAUAUGACUUUUGUUGCGAUCUAAACAAAUAAUUUAACACUGAUAUAUAAUGAAAAAUCACCUAUUACAGCCUCAGCUGAAUAACUCAGAUUUCUUACAAAAAUCACUCCCCCCCCCCCGAAUUCUGUUUUUAAUGAACACCUCUUCUCCACCCACCACCCCUUAUUUUGUCAUUUUGCAGGUUGCCAGAUUGCUGUUUCCCCUGACACAGGCUAUUUCUCUAAUAACUGGUUAGGAGAGGAAGUCACUGGGGCAACUCUGGGUAUCAUUGGAAUGGGAAGCAUUGGGUAUAAAAUUGCUCAGAGAGCCAGAGCUUUUGAGAUGAAAAUUCUUUAUCAUAACAGGAACAGAAGGUAAAAAUACACAGUUUGAUACCAUACAAAAUAGAGUGUAUCUUCACCUCUAAAGCUGUUUUAUCCGCCAAAUCUUUGUGCAUGGGUGUAGAGAAAGAUCAGCUGGUCUUCAGAAGUGAACAAACACAGCUGUACUUUUCAACUCAUAUUUCUGCUUAAUGUGAUGAAGAGAGGCUAGCCUAUCGUGCUUAGAAAAGGCGAGCCAUCCGGUGAGAAAAAGAUAAGGAUAAAUAAGGGCCAUUUCACACAAACAAAUUUCAGUUCUUAGUAAAUGAGGAAACUGGCUAAGUAGCUUGUUCCAGCAUUCACCCAAAUCCUAUGAAAAUAUGUGAAAUCUUUCUGCCAGUCUUCCAACCCUCCCACUUUUUUCUUUUUUCAACUCUCCCACUUUUUUCAAGAGAGCCAUGAUUUAAGGUUGAUAUUCAUCCUGAGUGAUGUCUGAAUUUGGCUUUUGCUGUGUUCCGUUUCACCCUCACUCUGGUUUUCUAAGCUGUUGCUUUGCUAGGGAGGAAACUAGAUAUUACAAAAACCACAAGGACUGCUGAAAAGAGCCAGGGGCAAAGCUCUCUUCUUCCCUUCAGUAACACAUUGUGGAACUUAGCUGUAGUUCUCCUGUACUUCAAAUCAGGAUAUUAAAAGAACUUAACCUCAUCAUGAUGGAGGGAGGGAGAAGCUCUACUACAUGCGGUUGCCAUUUUUGGUGUGUGUUUUCAUAAUGUCAGUUUGCUAGGAAAAAGUACACAGCUCAACUCAUUUUUAAGCUAAUUUAGAUGGUUUUAUUAAAUCUCAGUGGCUUGAUUGUAAUAUUUAGGUUUUUCAGCUUUGAAAAAAGUAUUUAAACCUUCUUAAUUUCUUUGCUAGAAAGAUAAAUAUCAAUAUACAGGGGAGAUUGGAACAUUAUUUGUGAAUUCCACCCCCCAAGAACCAGCACUUGUUAAACAGAUCAUCCUUGUUGUUGUUUUCUGUCAGGAAAGAAGAUGAAGAACAGGCUGUGGGUGCCUGCUAUUGUGGGGCAAUAGAAGACUUGCUCCAGCAGUCAGAUUUUGUGAUGCUGGUUGUAAAUCUGACACCUCGGACGUACAAACUGAUUGGGAAAAAAGAGUUGCAGCUGAUGAAACCCACAGCUAGUCUUAUAAAUAUCUCUAGAGGUAGGUCAUAAAGAGCUGCUUGAAGAAAAAUAUUGAGUGUUAGGACUUCAAAGCACAGCACUGUCUGAAAGUCGCUUUGCAAAAAGGCUUUCAAACAGCCCAGUGUUCCCCUUUUGAGCAGUUGCUUUCUGAAGAAGCCCUGCAUUCUUUAUCACAACAUGUGAAUCUGUGCUCAGCUUAACAUCGUAGUUUGUUUUGAGAGAAACAAACUACGAGUGUUGGCUCACAAAGGCUCAUGGUUUGUUGCUCCCAGCUUGAUGAAUGGAGGUGUGUAAUGAGAUCAGUUCAGCAGCAUGUACAGUACGUAUGUUCUCCUUAACUCGGAAGGUGGUGGUAUCUCCUUGAUUGGAGCUUUUAUAGCAGAGGCUGGAUGGCCGUCUGUCAUGGAUGCUUUAGUUGGGAUUCCUGCAUUGAAGAGAAUUAGACUAGAGGAUCCUCGGGUGCCUUCCAACUCUAUGAUUCGAUGAAACCAUGCAAUGCACUGUUACCCAGCGGUUAUCAUAAGAACAUGAUUUCCACACAGGGCAAGUUGUAGACCAAGAUAUGCUUGUGGAAGCUCUUCAGACUGGUGUUAUUAAAAGUGCUGCUAUGGAUGUCACUUAUCCUGAACCACUGCCCAGGUAAAUAACUAUGUAUUUAUCUAUUUUAAAAAAUGAAUGACUAUACUGUAAGCACAUUGUAAAGACUGCUGGAAAGCAUAGGAGUAACCAGUGCUAAAGUUCAGACUGACAUCUCUGCCUUCUUCCACUGUAUACCCUGGGAAGUAGUAGGAGACCCUAUAUAGUACACAACAUGCUUCCUUUCCAAAUUGAAGCCAUGAGAAAAUGGAAGGACAGUGUGAGCAGGUGCUAAGUAAAUGUUUGAGUUAGUGCUGAAAGCUUUCAACUGCAGCUGGGAUUCCUAACUGCAUCUUAAAAAAUCCCUUGCCGCCCACCAAGGCCCCUGUCCCUCCCAAUUUGUUUAAAAAGUGUCUUUGGCUUUUUUGUUACUGUUCGUUUGGGAGGAUUACUUGCUUUUUUGUGGAGGGGAGUAUGGUCUGCUUUUAAUCUUUGUUUUAUUUGGGGAUGGGGUGGAGCCUAUUUUUGGAGGUGCAGUUCUGAGCAUGGUCAGUUUUUUGUCUAUAAAAUGGGAAUUUUAUGCUGUUCCCGGGAGUUUGUAGAUUUCCUUAUGUUCCUCCAGACCAAAAAUAGUUGGGGACCCUGCAGUUCAAAUGGCAGUCCUAUAAUUGUAGUGAUUAUCCCUGCACCACAGUUAUACAAGCAUUAUGCCAGUGCAUUAUAGUUGAGAUCCCAUGCACCUUUUAUCACGCAGAUAAGACAGGAAAGGAGGAGCGUUAUUCCAUUCAUAACAAACAGCCAACCCUAUUUCUCAGUGCAACAUACAUUGCUCACCUACACCCACUUCCUCCCAAAGACAUGGGCUUAUGGUCAGUUGUCUGACCGCAUAGAUAGCUGACAGAAUACUCCACACAUGAACGUAUGGCAUCAUUGUGAUUGGAGCAUUUUGUGAAAAAGUGGGCCAUAUAGUCCAAGAAGAGGAGGCACUUCAGCCAUGAGUUCUUAAUGUACAAGGAGUUAUCCAGAAGUUUAGUGAGAAUGAGCAACGCAAUGGGAGACAGAGGGUGGGGUUUUGAGUCGUCCGGGGCUCCCCACUGACUCCAAUGUGAGUGUUUUCAUUUUGCAUUACCUGUUCUGCAGUUAUGAUGGUGUGCUGGUGCCAUGGACGCUACCAGCACCUGAGUUUCUCUCUCCUUCUACCUAACGCCCAAACUUCCUCAGUUCAUGUUGGUGAAUCAGUUAAACAUGCAUUAAGCAGCACCAACGCAACAGUGAUCCAACACCAAUGUAAUCUACAACACUUGCAUGUUUUUGAGCUUCUAACAUGCAGGUGGGCUCAGGGGUGACCCAGUCUCUAACUGCGAGUGUAAGUCGUGGGUAGGAUUGCUCUGUUAAUCUUCUACUUUAAAAAUAUAAGUUACAUAGAUCUAUAGUGAUUUAUUUAUAUAUAACUACACAUUAACUAUUAUACUCUACUAAAGCACCUGUAUAAUCAGAGGGAGUAAAUAUUAACCACAGGGGCUGAAACUGAAGGGUACACUUGCCUAUUUUCAAGUCAUUUGACUUUGGUACAUUGCUAGAAUAUGGAUGCUUGCCAAGUGAGAUAACUAAAAUCCUUCAGAUGGUGGAUAGCUCUAAGUACUUUUCCUUCAUUUGUUUGAAUGAAAGCCACUUCCUAUAUUCAUAACCUGUCUUUUUUAUCUUCUUCUUUUCAGAGAUCAUCCGUUACUAAAAUUAAAAAAUGUUAUCAUAACACCACAUGUUGGUAUUAAAACACACAAAACUACUUUUAUGAUAACAGAGGAUGCAGUAAGCAAUGUAUUGGCAGCUCUUAAUGGUCUCCCAAUGCCCAGUGAAGUGUUUCCUGACUAAACUUGUGGGCUGUCAUCUAACAUAGCAACAUGGAACUAUUCUACAUUUUUCUCUAGUGCAAGAAACAUAUUGACAGAUGUAUAAAUUCAACCUGAAUCUCAUGCCUCAUGCAGCAGUGUUUGUUCUGGACUGAAGACACAAAACAAGCCAACAGGAGAUUUCAUAUUUUGUUAACUCCUCAUCAUAGUUAUAGCAGAUAAUGUCCUUUGUUACCAUUCCACACAAUUAAAUUUCAAACA
Podarcis lilfordi (Lilford's wall lizard) is the source of this 5258-nucleotide messenger RNA. Lineage: Eukaryota; Metazoa; Chordata; Lepidosauria; Squamata; Lacertidae. The record is from the annotation of a GenBank genome assembly.